AUGCCACGAAUAUAUAAAAGAAAACUAGGUUCCCGCGAGUACCGAAAUUACACAGAAGCCAGGUUAGAAGAAGCAUUAACUCAAAUCGUGGACGGUAAGCUAACCAUCAGAGGGGCAUCACAGCUUUAUAAUAUAUCUUAUGGAACUUUGUAUAAUAAAUACAAAGGGACGCACGUUAAAAAGCCUGGCGCUCAACCAGUUUUCUCGGAAUCUGAGGAAGAAGCUUUACUGAAAUCAGCGGCAAAGUGUGCAGACUGGGGUUAUCCUCUGACUAUUCUGGAUUUAAGGUUCCUCGCAAAAGCUUUUCUGGACAGACAAGGGCGAGUGGUCUCUAAAUUUACUAACAAUCUUCCCGGAGUUGAGUGGGUAUAUUCUCUUCUACGACGCCAUAAAGGUGAAUACUCUCAAAGGGUUUCAUCAAAUAUUAAAAAAGCUAGAGCAAAUGUUUCUCAUGAGAGUAUACAUGCUUACUUUAACAAUCUUACAACUGUUGUUAAAGAUUUGCCAGCGUCUAAUAUUUUUAACUAUGAUGAGACGAACAUGAGCGAUGACCCUGGAAAAAAACAAGGCAUUUACAGACGAGGGGUCAAAUAUCCAGAAAAAAUUAUUAAUUUCUCAAAAAGUGCUACUACAGUGAUGGUAUGCGGGUCUGCUGAUGGUGUUAUUUUGCCACCCUAUGUCAUAUACAAAAGUGCACAUCUAUACGAUACAUGGAAAGAAGAGGGACCGCGGGGUGCACCAUGUUGCGGGAAGACCUGCUGCUCCCAGGGAUCUCGAUUUAACAGAACCAGCAGUGGCUGGAUAGAUAGCAUAACGUUCCGUGAUUGGUUUAGGACUUCUUUUUUGCCGCACGCCAAAGCAUUGCCAGGUAGAAAAGUUUUGAUUGGGGACAAUCUAUCCUCACAUAUGGAUGAUGACGUUCUAAAUGAAUGUGAAAAAAACAACAUUGAUUUUGUUUGCCUGGUUCCAUACUCAACUCAUUUAUGUCAGCCGUUAGACGUGGCCUUCUUCAGGCCAAUGAAAAGCGCUUGGAGAAACGUAUUGACUAACUGGAAAAUGCAAAACCCUCGUUUAUCAACUGUCCCAAAAGAUACUUUUCCGCGCUUGCUCCAAAAGGCACUAAAAAAGAUAGAUUCAGUCCAAGCCAAACCAAACUCACCUUUUGCAAAUGUCACUGAAGGAGUGAAAAGAAAUUUAAUGAGUGCUUUUAAAGCCACUGGCAUAUUUCCCCUAUCGAGAGAACAGGUGUUGAAACGACUGCCUAUUGUAGAAAAUAGCGACCCGACGAACGAAGUUGAAAGUUGUUUAACUGACUAUCUCAGAGAACAGCGUUACGGUGGUCAAUUAGUAGGUUCUAGAAGAAGGACAAGACUAAAUGUUGAGCCAGGUGCUAGCGUCUCUACUGCUAAUGCAGUUGACACGCAAGCGCCUGAGAGAGAUGCCCAUGACUUAAAUGCUUCUAAUAUGGACCAAGGAAACUUACCUUCAAAUAAUGUUGAAGAGGUACCGCGUGAUCUGGUCCCUAUAGAUGAGGCCACUGAGUCUGAAAAUCCAGUUUCAGAGACACAAGAAGAUUUAGAAGUAGGGAGAUUUGUCUUGGUAAAAUUUUACUCUCGUCGAGGAAAGAAAACUUACAAAUAUGUUUGCCGAAUUACCUGUAUGGACCCCUUAUUAGUCGAAGGUUUUAAAUCGAUGGGAAAUAAAAAAGACUUCAGACUUGUACGUGACGACAUAUCAGAAAUUGAAGAGACUGAUAUUUUAAGCUAUCUGUCAAGGCCUCGAACUUUUGCUAGUAAAGAUAAUGUUGAAUGCGUUCAGUUUAACUUUGAUGUUAAUAUUUUAGAACUUCCUUGA
Messenger RNA from Hyposmocoma kahamanoa, 1854 nucleotides. RefSeq lists its product as uncharacterized. The coding region runs from base 1 to 1854 and encodes 617 amino acids. The transcript has a single exon. Gene Ontology annotation, cellular component: nucleus. Lineage: Eukaryota; Metazoa; Arthropoda; Insecta; Lepidoptera; Cosmopterigidae. Gene Ontology annotation, molecular function: DNA binding. The record is from RefSeq and is a predicted model, not a curated record.